Messenger RNA from Maudiozyma saulgeensis, 921 nucleotides. Lineage: Eukaryota; Fungi; Ascomycota; Saccharomycetes; Saccharomycetales; Saccharomycetaceae. The record is from the annotation of a GenBank genome assembly.
AUGUCGUUAGGUGAAAUUGCAGAAAGAUGUUAUAACAUGACUACUUCAUACCUUGAAGUCUCUACAAAUAGUAUAAUCAUCAGGGAGACUCAAGAUGCCGUUAGAUUAACAAGGCGACAUCUUCUUGAAGAUGUUUUCACACGUUGGAGUCCCUUAAAUGGUGAGAUUUCUUUCUCAUAUAAUGGAGGCAAGGAUUGUCAAGUACUAUUACUACUAUAUUUGAGUUGUCUGUGGGAAUUCUUUAUAAUACAAGCAGAACGAUCUCAAUAUGAUUUCAAAUAUCAAAAGUUUCCUAUGGAAAAUCUAUUCUCUGUAUACAUCGACCUUGCUGAAACUUUUCCAACAUUGGAAAGUUUUGUAAAUAUGACAUCGGAACGAUAUCAAUUGAGCCUUUAUUCAUCGAUGAGAGAACAUGGAACGAAGGCAUCGAAUAUGUCGUGUGCAUUUGGAGAUUUUUUGAAACGAUAUCCUGAGACACAAGCAAUUUUGAUAGGUGUUCGUGCUACUGAUCCAUUUGGUGAUACAUUAACACCAAUACAGAAGACAGAUUCAAAUUGGCCUGAUUUUUAUAGGGUACAACCUAUUUUGCAUUGGAAGUUGGCAAAUAUAUGGAGUUUCUUAUUAUAUUCAAAUGAGCCAAUCUGUGGAUUGUAUGGUAAUGGUUUUACAUCGAUAGGCGGCAUCGACACAACGAUACCAAACCCUUAUUUGACUGAGUCCAAAGAUAAUCGUUCAAAACUACCGCUAAAGUUUCAAUGGGAGAUAGACAAUGCAUUUAAAAAGGAAUCUGAUGAGAUUAACGUGUUAGCGAUCGAUCGCGAGGAUCAGCUAUGGUUGAAGAAAUUAGGACCCGAGGAAUACUUACCAGGAUGGUAUUUAAUCGAUGAUGAAAUAGAAAGAGCAGGUAGAAUUAAGAAAUAA